CGCCCCUUCCCGCGGUCGCAGCCUCGCGCCUGCCGCCGGCGGCAGCGAGUGAGGGGAGCCGAGCUGAGCCGAGCCGAGCGAGGUUUUCUUUGCCAAAUUUCCCACAUGAUGGAACAAAUCUGUUCUUGACCAGCAUGGAUAUGUAGACCUUUUCAAGAUGGUUAAGAACUGUGGUGAAGAACCAAGUGGAAUGGCAAGAGGAAGAAUCUACUUCUGCUGAUGUUUGAUUUCUAUGCUGGGAGGCAUGGUUUCCUGACAGAAGAGUGCAUUAUAUUUUAUAACAGCAGAUCUUUAUUAAACGUGCCAUCAGUGGUGGUUUUGGAAAGAUGAGAAGACACCCAUUGCAGAACAAUUCAGUGAAGCUGAAAAUAAUGUCUAUGAUGCAUCUGUCCAGCUCCUUAGGGGGGUAGCAGUACUGGAACAGGCAUCACCUGAGACUCGUAAUCUACCAUCAGAAAUAAACUCUGGCCAGCUAGAAAGAUGGUGAUGUUAAAGCACCCUGACCUGACAAGUCUACUUCUUCUUUCCUAGGUCUGCUGUUUCUGUUAUGUCUGUCCCAGUUAUGAGAGCUUUUUUUGUGACUUUUGAGCCUGGUGCUGUCAGCCUCAUGUGAACAAACCAAAACAAAAAGCACGCUGUUUUUUAGAAAACAAAAUGCCACGGAGAAGGAAAACUGGUGGGAGUCCUUCUCAGAAGAGUGGCAAUUCUGACAGAACUGCUCUUGCUGUAUCCCAAGGGGACCCAAGUCACUUAAUGUCUCAAGCAGUGCAUUAUGUCAAUAAGGAAGAGCUUUUCAACAGCAUGUCAGAGAUGUUUUCUAUCCUAGAUCCUAGCGUGGUUUAUAUGGUUCUGUCUGAAUGCGAUUUUAAAGUAGAAAAUGCUAUGGAUCAUCUUCUAGAGCUGUCCACUCAUGCCAAAGGAGUAGCAUCUUCAAAAACCUUGGGUUUUGAUUCAGCAGCAGCAUCAUUAGCUCUUGUUAAUCAGCAAAGGUCUGUUGCAAAUGAAAGAAUGGUGGAAAGUACUGCAGAACAAAGUAAACCUGGAGAAGCCAUAGAAAAGGUCCUGUCAUCUGAUGUGCAGCUGACUGAAGAACUGGAUUCCUUAAUAGAAAAUGCCUUUCAGAGUUACAGCUUAAGUGAUGAAUUACCUAAUUCUGCAAAUGACCAAAUAGUACAUAAGCACCCUGUGGAGCACGAUGGCUUAAUUGAAUUUUCCGAGUGGGAGAAAUCUGAUUCAGUUCGCAAUGUCCUAUUUUUUCCACAGCAAGCAGAGACAAAUAAUGAGGUUUUAGAAAACUUCUGUUCUCAGCCACCAGUGAGUCAGCUGAGCAUCCAGACAAGCUCACCGGCUGCAUCAGGCACUUUUACACAGAUAAUGGAAGAUUCUGAUUUGUUGGAAAUACAUGCUCAACAUGAUGUAGCUUCAGAAGUGUACAAACAAUUAAAUGGAGAAAUAUCAUCUGAAAAUUCUGAUCAGACACAAGAUACUGUUUUGGAUCAAAGUAGUGUCACUCCUCUUUCUGGUGAGUCCUCCCAAAGCCCUCUGGAACUUGGAGUAACUGUCACUGGAGAUCCUAAUUCAAGGUGCCUGGAACAGCCCAAAGAGGUAGUGACUGCCUUUAACAGCUACCAGAGCACUUCUCUUCCAGAGGCAUAUGUCUCUCUUGAAACAUCCAGUUUGAAAACACAAAAACCUGCAGAUGUUCAGCAAACUCAGCAGGGUUAUAACUUAAAUUUUUCUACACCAUCAGGUCAAUCACAGCAACGCUGGAAUCUCAUGGCUCCUGUGUUUUAUCCAUCCAGUAGAAGUCACAGCUUUGUAGUUCCUGUGGCUGCCAGUCCAGGGCAGUGGAGACCUGGUUCAGACUGUAGGACUUCAGAAAAAGGACUUUUUGUUUCCUCCCCAGUGGUUUCAAAUGCCUGGGAUAGCAACCCUUCUCUGAAGGUAUGGGGAAAUCAAGAUAGAAACUCAAAAUUGAACCUCUCGCAAGUACAGCAACCACGUGUUUGUCACAUGAUGAGAAAAAAGAUGCAUCUUAUAGGUCAAGUACUUGUUCUUCUCAGAGGUGUUCCAGGAUCAGGAAAAUCAUAUUUGGCAAGGAAUAUCCUUGAGGAUAACCCAGGUGGAGUAAUUCUUAGUACUGAUGAUUACUUUAAUAAACAUGGACAAUACCAUUAUGAUCCCAAUUGCUUAGGGGAAGCGCAUGACUGGAACAGGAAACGAGCCAAAGAAGCAUUUGAAAUGGGAAUCACUCCUAUAAUUAUAGACAACACAAACAUACAAGCAUGGGAGAUGAAGCCUUAUGUUACUUUGGCUCAGCAGUUCAAAUAUGAAGUAAUGUUCCGAGAACCAGACACUUGGUGGAAGUUUAAACCAAAAGAACUUGAAAGGCGAAACAUUCACGGUGUAUCUAAAGAAAAGAUCAAAAGAAUGUUGGAACGAUAUGAACGCUGCCUUACUGUUAGAUCAAUAUUGGAUUCUUCAGUUCCAGACAAAUCAGAAGCUGCUGGUUGGAGUGAAGAUCCUUCUCAGGAGGAAAGCCAUAGUUUGUGUUUCAGAAAGACAGAGGCACAUUCUGAUGCAAAGGAAGAACCACCUUUUGCUUUUGAUGCGGAGCCUCUUGAAUUAGCUGAAGUUGAUAAAACUUCUCCCCGUAAUUCUCUAAUAUUAGAAAGCAGCUGUGAUCCUGAACGUUUUCAGCAAGAGGAAAAAGAAAUGAAAAAUAACUCAGUGGAACGCAAUUCUGAGAACAGUGCUGUUCAAGAUGACUUGGAUGUCUGUUUAUCAGAGUGCAUCGAAAAAGACCUGCCCUUGGAGAAGAAAGAAGAAAAGGGAGAAAAAGUAGAAAAAAAUGCUGAAACAGAAAUAGAUGAUGUUGAUGUGAUCACAGCUGAAGAGACUGCGAAUUUGCAUACAGGAGGAGCUGAGGAACACAGUGAUAACAACACUGUCAAUGUUCAAACUGCAGUUCAACAGUCAGGUUCCAUGUGUAUGGAACCAAAAUCAACACAAACUAGUAACACAGUGGAACCAAGCAGUUCAGCUUUUGACACGUCAGGGAAACCUGAACUACUAAACUUCCUGGGUGACUGGCCUGUAGAACAAACAAUGGGACAGAGAGUCAAAAGAUCUAGAAGACUAGAAAAAUCUUCUCUGAAGAGUGAUAAGGAAAGUGAAACUCCGUGUCAGCAGCAUCCUGAGAUUGGUAAAGAGCAAGUGGGCCUGCCUGAGACAUACACUGUUGAGAGAGGACAUGAGAAAGAAAAUCUAGCCUCUAGCUGCUCCUCUAUUAGUUCAGAUAAAGUUACACUGGAAUUGCAAAUGGUAGGACAUUGGCCUAUCUCAGCCUCAUUAGAACAGAGACAACAAAGGUCAAGGAGAAUGAAAACGACAAAUCAGUCUGAUGAAGGUAGAAAUCCUGAAGGUGACAUUGACAUAAAUGCUCUUGAGACUGUAGAUGUGCUUUGUGGGACACCUGUGAGCACUGCAGAGCAACCAGAUAUAAAGAGUUUUCCUAUGCACCAAGAUGAAAUAGUAGCCAGUGAAACAGGAGGUGAGGAAAAAAACCAGCAAAAUAAGAGAACAAAGAAACAUCACAGAUUAGCCCUCACUUUUACAAACAACAGUUUGCCCCAUCCCAAAGAAGAGGACCACUUGUCUAACCUUAACACUACAGAAGAGAAACAGGACAAGUACUUAUGUAGACAAAAAAGUAGCCAUUCACAGACUGAAUCACAGGACUUUGCUCUCCUGUGGAGAUUAGAAAAGAAAAUGCUUUUUCCUGACACUACCAAAGUAUUGCUUGGCAGACUAGAUGGCUUCAAACCCAAACACAUUGAUAAUGCCUCAGAUUCUCAGGAAAAAAUACCAUAUCGAGUUACUUAUGAUAAAAGUACGUUUGUAGAAGAAAGUGAACUUACCAAUAUUGAUGACUCUGAAAAGCUGGAUACACUGUGUAAGCUCUUUGAGUCUGUUUCAUUUGAAGCUCUGAAAGAUCUCUAUGAAAGAUGUAACAAAGACAUAGACUGGGCCACAGGUUUGCUGUUAGACUCUGAAGAAAAGUUAUGCAAAGCUGUUGAUACCGAAUGCUUUCAGGUAAGAGAAGCUGAGCCAGUUGUCGCAGACCUUGAUUUCAAGGCAAGUACAAACUGUGGUGAGAAUGUCAAAGACGGUGAACAAACAGCGAAAGUAAUUGGGGCUGGUGGUAUCUCUGAGGCUUCAGAAGGUAAGAACUCAUCACUCAGCAUUGCAGAAAGUAGGGCUGCCAAGGCAGCUGUGACAGAUGCUGAUGUACCUGACUCAUUCACUGCUGCCUCACUGAAUGAUACAGAGGAACUGAAAAAUUCCAUGGACGCAGCCCCUAGAACCGACACAAACAGCUCAGCAGCAGGUGUCACUGAGCUGUCCAUUUCAGGAAAGCAGUCUGUGGAGUCUGAGAGUCUUGUUGAAGAAACUGUAAAUAAGCCAUCACUUUUACAACUUGAUGCAGCCUUCUGUACACCCGUGACUUUGCCUCAUGGUCCUAACGCAACUUCUACCAAUUUGAAAUGUGGAUUAAAUAAUGAAAGUGACAUUAAUCCUUCAGAAGGCAAUGCAGAGAAUUCCAAAGUGACUGCUUCUUUACUGGAAAUGGAUCAUGUGCUUCUGGUCAGUUCUAGGAGUGAUAAAGAAAUGGAGGUGGAUAAAGAAACCUGGGAAAGUUCUGAGGAGAUAUGUGGUAAAGAAGAAGUUGAAAGUCCAAGCUGGUCUGCAGCUAAAGCCAAGAGACAAAGCCCUAUACCAGCAUCACAUGCAGCUUUCAGUAUAGAUUGCCUAGAACUAACAUUACCUCCUGAACUGGCACUCCAGCUGAAAGAGAUAUUUGGGCCUGUUGGCAUUGAUGCAGGAUCACUGACUGUUGAGGAUUGUGUGGUUCACAUUGAUCUAAAUUUGGCAAAAGUGAUUCAUGAAAAAUGGAAAGAAUCUAUUCUGAAGCGUCAGAGGAGAGAUGAAUCAUGUAAGUUGUCUGCAGAAGGUCCUACUCUGAUUCAGCAAAUAGAUACAGAUGACUCAGAAAUGCUGCUAUCUCAGAAUGCAGACAGUAAAAUACAGAAGAAAAAAAUGAGCUGGGCUUCAGGCACAUCUAAUGACAUACAGAUGAAAAAACCAGCAACAUCAGACGUUUUUCCUUUUAUGGAUCACUGGAAUGCUCAGAUUCAGAAAGUUUCUCUCAGGCAAAUAAUUUCUGAAGAACUAGCUAUGCAGGAGAGACAGGACAUGAAUCGUGUUCCUUCUACGGCUAGAAAAGACUGUGCUGCUAAACUAAAGGAGAAGCAACUUUUUGAGAUGUUUCCAACUAUUAAUCAAAGUUUCUUAAUGGAUAUCUUCAGGGACAACAACUACUCUUUAGAACAAACUGAACAGUUUCUGAACUGUGUCCUGGAGGCAGAUCCUGUAAAAACAGUUAUAGCUCAAGAAAAUGUUCAGCAAAAUGAAAUUGUUACUUCCUACAGUGCAAAAAACCGGGAAAAGAAGGCAAAAAAAUGUAAGGAAGAGGAUGAUCCUUUGAGUGAAAUAUUUCAAGACUUUGAGUAUCCACAAUAUGAUGAUUUAAGAGCAGAAGCUUUUUGUCACCAACAAAAGAGAAAAGAAUGUUUGAAAAAGGCUGGGGAGGCCUAUCGGAUGGGUAUGAAGCCUGUGGCAGCAUUUUAUGCACAUCAGAGCACCAGCAGACUGGUGGUAAACCAUAUCUCACUGUUAUCACGGGAAGAGGAAGCCAUAGUCAGGGAGGAGUUGCUCGCAUCAGACCAGCAGCUAUCAGAUACCUCACAACCCACAACUUCAGGUUCACAGAAAUAAAACCAGGUUGCCUGAAAGUCAUGCUCAUUUGAGGAGUUGUGGAGAAGAGGAAUAUAGAAACUGAGGUGUUGGAUUACAUCCAGAUUAUAGAAAAAAGACCGAUGUUUUGAACAACUGUACCAGUAUUUUGUAAUCUGUUUUAAAGGAUGAUAUUUUAUUAGAAAUUACUUCAAUUUACACUAAGUGGUUUUGUCAUAAUGUUUCCAAUAAAAUUUUUUUGUGAAAUGGAUCCUUUUUUGAACCUGCAAAAAAAGAAGAUACUUAAAGGAUUUGAAGUCUCAGAAAUGCAGAUCAAGAAUUUUGCUGAGAAAUACGUGAUGUCUUAAAGGGAAGUUAAGGUACGAUUUUUAAAUAUAACUGUCUUCUCAGCAUACCUAAUCUAUUUCUUUUGACCGUCACACAUUUUGAUUGCCAUGACAUCUGUGCUUUUAAAACAUAGUACCUUGUACAAAGUUACUUUGUGAUUCAGAACUUUGUGCUAAACCCUUCAGAAGAACAAAAGGAGAGGGUGAAACUGGGCAACUACUGAUAUUUCAAAUACAGUUACAGCUGAGUGCUAAAUAUUUCCAGGUUUCUUCAAAAGUCUGCUUUAGUGGUUAUGUUGUGAUGGGUUGACCAGUUCUGUUGUCUUUAUUCCAUUCUAAACUUCUCUCAAGUCUGGAAGUUGCGUAUAAUGGCCUGUGCAUUAAGACCAGCUCUGUGUUUGGUAAUUUUGCAGACUUAAUGUGGUGUGUUAAAGGGAAACCCACAAUGCUGUAGUUCAGCCUCUUCUUACACAUGGCUAAUACUGUAAUUUUGCAGGAAAUGCCCUUACAUUUUUGCCCUUACCAUCUACUGGAUUAAAAGUGUUUCUUAUUUUAUGGCUUUUUAAGUGAACCACAUUGAGUACUCUUUCACUUAAUAAGUGUCUAAUAGUGAUGUCUUCAUUCUCUGUGUAUUAAGUUUGGUUUCCUUUUAGAAAAUAUGAUUGUGAAACAUUUUAAAUGUAUUUUUAACAUCAAAGUGAAUGCUAAUACUGCACUGGUAAUUGCCUAACUGGAAAGUCUGGGAGUACAAAAGUUCUGAUUUUGGUGGUGUGGCAUAAGCAUCUAGAAAUACCUAUGUAAAAAAAAAAUCCAAAACAACAUAGAAAAACUGCAAACAAAACCUCUCCACAAUGAAAUAUAAACAUCUGUACUUUGACAAGUGUUUCCAGUAGACAAUCAGAACACUUUUUAAAAUAGAAAUAUCUUCUAGAAUGCAUUACUACUUUUAUUUACUUCUUUGCCUCUUGAAAUAUUCAUAUUCUUAAAAUAUGAAUUUUGUUUUAAGGCUUUUUCAGAACAGGUCUGAGUUUUGUAUUAGGAAUAAUAUUAAUAGGUUAAAGAUUAAUGGGAGUGUUUUUAAAGUUUUUAACCACUUUUGCAGGACCUACAUGCACAUAAGAGUUUGUGUAUGAAUCCAUAUGUGUGUGCAAGUUCUGCCAUUUGUGUGCAUGGGUACUAAUAAGCAAGGAACUUGUGUGAGAAAAGCUGUCCACGGAAAUGGAUUUCACUUGAAAAUGUGUCUGUAUAAGUUGCUGACAAGCUGAAAGACAUGGUGUUUCCUGAAUACCCAUGUUUACUGUGAUACAUACACAGUGAAUGUAAUGCACAGUAGACUUAAAAAUGAGUUUGUCAUGCUUCAACAGAUAUAAUAGUGUUUUCACGGUAAUUUCAAGUGGAAGAGUAGCUUGAAUAAUACUUAAUCAAAGGGACUCUUUCUAAAAUAAUAGACUACCAUAAUAAGUUUUAUAUUUUUUGUGGGUACUUAGUUCAUCUGAAUUGUGUCCUUUCUCUGUUUCUUUCUCUCGGGCCUGCUCUGAUAACCAGUGGUGAAAUUCAAAAGACCUGUGUUCCCCAAACAGCACUAGCAGAGCACUGCCACUGCACGAUGUCCUGUGUGGUGAAGCCCACACUUCAUCCUCUGUGACAGUGCCUAAAAUGGACUGAGGUGCCAUUUAGGCAGUUGGCCUCAAGACAACAGUUCAGACUAUCAGCUGUCUUGUCCCAGCAGAGCUAGGAUUUUUGUUUUUUACCAAGAGCUGUCCCUUGUGCUCCUGAACAGGUUGUCCUUAGUGCUACUGUUUAUAACAAAUUAAGGUACAACUCUCUGGGACAGCUCUUUGAAGUACCAACCCUGUUGAUUGGCCUGAGUGGCUGUUGCAUGUUGAGCUUCUGGAUGCCCAAGCCCUACAGUGAUGUGCUUGUAAACAGGAAAGUACCAACACUUCUGGUUUUUUUGGGAGGGAGCCUGAUUCAUUCAAGCAUAUUCAUACCAUUCCCGACAUGAACAAAGACAGCUUAGAUUUUAUUUUGAAAGAUGAACAGAAAGAGUUGUUGUCUUGUCCAUCUGUUCAUCAUAAUCUAGUUGACAACUUUACCCUGGAGAUAAGAAACACUCAGCUUUUUGCCUUCUGGCUUCACAAGUGGAUGAUAAUGGUGGCACUUGACUCUCACUUCCCCAGAAAAUGCUCUGACCAAUGUGCUCGGGACUAUUUUUGAAGUUGCCACUUCCUGAGCCUCUUUCAAAAUCGCCACUGCAAGCUAAGAGUGCAAGAUCAAGGGGACAAAUGAGGUUGAAGAAUUAAAAGUGCAUAAACAAUCUCUGGAAGUAGGCCAGGACUCUUCAGAAAAGCAGCUGUCCCCGCUGAGCUUCAGUGUCCUUCCAUAUUAUUUUUCCAUCUCUUAGUCCUAUUUGGAUAAAUAUGUUUAAAAUGUUCAGGGCAAAGCCUCCAUUGCUCCACCCAUUGCUUGGAGAAUUUUUUUUUCAGUCUGUCAAAAGUCAGCAGAGAAAUUCACAGCUUAAGAGCAGUUUGGGGUAGUUUUCUCUCUUCCUCUUUUAAUUGCCCUUUUGGGUACAGGUUGAAGUUCGCUAGAGUACUCUACUUACUAAACCCUGUCUGGUUAUAGGCUGAUCAUUCACCUAGUAUAAGUUGUUUGACUACCAGCUGAACUCUGA
This is a messenger RNA of Lepidothrix coronata (blue-crowned manakin), 8817 nucleotides long. It is a transcript of the gene N4BP2, whose product is annotated as NEDD4 binding protein 2. Gene Ontology annotation, molecular function: ubiquitin binding. Lineage: Eukaryota; Metazoa; Chordata; Aves; Passeriformes; Pipridae. The transcript has 19 exons. The record is from RefSeq and is a predicted model, not a curated record. The coding region runs from base 655 to 5838 and encodes 1727 amino acids.